Messenger RNA from Oreochromis niloticus (Nile tilapia), 4821 nucleotides. It is a transcript of the gene rspo4, whose product is annotated as R-spondin 4. The transcript is spliced from 6 exons. The coding region runs from base 278 to 1027 and encodes 249 amino acids. The record is from RefSeq and is a predicted model, not a curated record. Lineage: Eukaryota; Metazoa; Chordata; Actinopteri; Cichliformes; Cichlidae.
AAGUGCAGUAGUAAAGUGGAAACUGCAUCCAGGAAAGAAAAAACUGCAUUACGCGGCUAACACAACUUUGGCUCUUUGCAAGCAUCUAGGCUGACAGCAUGCUAAUGCUGGCUAAGCUAGCCAAGUAUCCAGAGUGACGUUACAGAUGAAUGCCAACCCCACUCCAGCUGCCAGAACCUGAACUUUAACAGUGGAACUAUAUUUUCAACUGAAACCCCUGGAGUCUUUGCAGAUGUCCGCAACCCGGCGCUGAAACGGGUGCUUACCAGCAGCCCAGAUGCAUUUGCCACUCCUUGUGAUGUCCUUGUUAUGUGAAGUGAUCAGGAUGGGGUCCGGCAUCAUGCAGAAGCAAAGUGCUCAGAGAGAAACAUCAGAGGACUGUCGGAGCUGUUUGGAGUGUUCCCGGGACAACGGCUGCGUGCGUUGCCCAGAGCGACUCUUCCUGUUCCUGCAGAGGGAGGGGAUAUCUCAUCAUGGAACUUGUCUCCACGCCUGCCCUGCAGGACACUACGGACAGAGAGGAAAGGAUGUCAACCGCUGCAUGAAGUGCCGUUCUUCAGACUGUGAGCAAUGUUUCAGCCGGGACUUCUGCACCAAGUGUAAGCCUGGCUUCCAGCUUUACAAAGGCAAGUGUCUGACCCACUGCCCAGAGGAAACUCGUCCCCACCAGACAGACUGCCUCGAAAACUGUGUCCUAGCUCCACUGGGAGAGUGGAGCGAGUGGAGCGUCUGUCACCGGGAUGGCGUCACCUGUGGUUUCAGGUGGGGUAAGCAGACGAGGACUCGGGUGGGUGGCCAGACCGGGAAAACGCCUGACGAUAAAACAGCACCAAUCUGCCCACCUCACAGCGAGACACAGAGGUGCAGGAUGAAAAAAAAGUGUACCACAGAGAGAAGACAGAGUAAAAAAGGAGGACUUGGAAAGAAGAAGGAGCGAAAACGGCUACGACUGCACACCAGCGAGAGCGUUGGCAACUCAACAAACAGAACAACCACAGGGGAGCAAAGACAUCAUGGAGAUCCCUGAGGGGGAGACAGACACGAUGUAACAUGGAACAUAUAUGAAAAUAUGUCAUAAAUCCGUAUCGUUUCCAAGCACCCAACCACAGAGGUCAGAAGCAUAAAUCGAGACUGCAAUCCACCAAAAUCCAAAAACUAAAAGUUCCUAAGAGGUCUUGCUUUUCACUAGUGUUUUAAAACUGUCUAAAGUAGCAGCUUGGUGCGAGGAAAAAUCUCCCUUCAUCAGGUAAAGCCACCAUUAACCUGCCUCCUUGGACUGACACAAAAAAAUGGCUAAUUUCAAGCUUCCCAUGCAGGAGCAGCGACAUAUGAACCAUCUCUCAGUCAUAUUUUCAAAUAAUUAUCUUUUAGUGAUUUUAUAGCCACAGAUUUUUACACAGCUACAUUUUCUCUGGUCAUUUCAUCAGUUUAGCAGAAAUUUCAAGUUACAGUUAUACAAUUAAUAUUAAGUGCAGAUUUAAUUUUAGAGGUUGAAGUAAAAUACCAUAUUAACAGGUUAGGAAUGACAGAUUACCUUUUUUAUGUAGGUUUAAGUUUCAUGUACAGUUUUGACUUUUCUUCAGUAUUUAUUAAUAAAUUAAGGGGCUUAAAAAUAAAUCACAGUCUACCCCAAACACCCCCAACCCCCCCCAACUCAGAAGCUUAAAGUCCUGGUCGUGCAUAGAAAGCAGCAGUGGCUGGUGAGCAAAGGAUUAUUAAAAUAGUAAAGACAAACUGCAUCCAGCUAAGUAAAGAACAGCCUCCAGGAGGUAGGCAUAUCAUCAUCCAAGCACAAAGAGAAGAUUACAUGAGAGAAAUGACCAGAAACUACCCAAAAGACAACAAAAGCCAGAGCAGCUCUAGUACAGACAGACCGGACAGAAACUUGGAUCAAAUUGGACUGCAAAAAUAUUUAGUUCAGUUUUAUUUAUAUGAAAUUUAUGAAGAAAUGAGCAUGUCGAAAGCUUGGAAUGGCUCAUAAUCCCAAGUGUACCUGCUAUAUAAUCUGCAAAACACUGUGGAGGAAAGAAAGGUGUGCUUUUGCUUCCCAUGGUCAUCAGUAUUUAUUGAACUCUGGUGUGUAGAGCAGUACUUUCUACUCAUAUUUAGCCAAAUGCAGCAGAAGCAACCCAGAAGUUUCUGAAGCUCACAAAGUAAAAACUGAAGACAGAUGUUAUAAAAGCAAAAAGCAUGACAUAAGUAUCAUAAAGAGGCUUUUUUUAAAGUGAUGUCCAUUAUUUCCAGAGUUUAGGCUAUCAUUGCCUACAAAUUAUUUACUUUACAUGCAUUUGAGCUCCUGAAGACUGUGUAUAAAGUGUCUGUUAUUCAUUAUCAUGAUAAAACUAAUAUAACUGUAACUUGAAUCAGUUUAAGAAAAUAGCUAAGAUAACCACAACAGAGCCCUCAGUAUCCAACAGAAAAUAAUGUUAGCAGAGCACAAAUUGUUCUUUGCUUCUUGUUUUUAUUCUGCUAUUUUUUUGCUAUUCCAGUGAACCUAAAAAUGAUAAGACUUACUUUAUUUAUCCCAGCAGUUGGGAAAUUACUGUCACAGCAGCCUGAACAUGAAAACCAAACUAUCUCUAUAAAAUAAAAAAGCUUUAGAAGUCCCACAUAGUCAAGCUUGUUACUACAGAGUUUAACUUCACACUAUGUAUUUAAAUCACAGUGACGGAAGUUAUGAGUUAAGAAUUUUAUUUAGUUAUAUGCCAGCUUCUUUCUUUUAUUUUCCCGACUUGUCCGAUAUGCUCAAGUAUACCUUGGUAUGCAUAGUUGGUGUAGCAAGAUUGAAUAUGUGGGUAUUUCUUUUUUUCAGAGCUGAUAAAUGGCUUUGUCUCUUUAACAGCUUGCUUGCAUGUAUUUAGCAAUAUUUCAAGGACAAAGUGGCAUUUUUUUUUUUUUUUAUCCACAGCACGAGCAUACAUUUCAAUAAAUGUUUAUUUUGAUGCAGCCAUUGUGCAGUUUUGUUUACAGACAAAAUUUAGUUGAUCUGUUCUUCGUCUGUGGUAAAUGGCCUGUAUUUGUAUAGCGCUUUACUAGUCCCUAAGGACCCCAAAGCACUUUACACUACAUUCAGUCAUUCACACACUACGUUGUAGCCACAGCCGCCCUGGGGCGCACUGACAGAGGCGAGGCUGCUGGACACUGGCGCCACCAGGCCCUCUGACCACCAGAGGUAGGCAACUGGUGAAGCGUCUUGCCCAAGGACACAACGACCGAGACUGUCCGAGCCGGAGCUCGAACAGGCAACCUUCCGAUUACAAGACGAACUGCCACCUCUUGAGCCACAAUCGCCCCCUGUGCUUCUUGAAGGACAUUCAGAGCUCUUCUCUGGAUGUUGACCACCUUUUUCCUUCCAUUCUCUGUUGAGAUGAUCAAAAAGUGCUUAAAUAAUGUUAAGGUCCAGGCUUUGGGGAGGCCAAUCCAUGACUGAUAGUGUUCCAUUAUCUGUUCUGCUGUGUGAUUGAGACUGAAAUAUUAAACUGUUGCCUUCCAGAUGGUACUGCAUGUUGGAUCAGACAGUACUUUUCUGUGACAACAAUUCUAUCUUGAGAAGAUCCUCAACACUCCUGGCUGCCAUGCAACCCAAACCAUGACAGAGCCUCCACCGUGUUUUAAAGAUAGCACUCACUUUUAAAACUCUCUCCUGAUGUCCUCCAUAAAUGUUGAACUAAAAGUUUCAAAUUUGGACUCAUCACUCCAUAAGACCUGUUGCCACUGAUUUUCAGUCCAGUUCUAGUGUAAACUCAGCCUUUUCUUCCUGCUUUUUUCCUUAAGUGUUGCUUCCCAGCAGCCAAUUUUUCACUUAGACCAUAAAGGGCCAGAUAAAUCUUUCAGGUCCUGUGUCAGGUCAUUUUUCCAGAAUAUGACUUCCAGAUAGUGUUCAUCUGCUGUAAAUAUUUUUAAGGGUUUUUAUUAAUACCCAAAGUCACAAUGUCAAAAUGUUGUUUUCCUGAUUACAUAUUUGUUCCUAUAUCAGUCUAAGUACUUCUCACUAUUGAAUCCUUUAGAUACGACUUAAUUUUAAAGAAGUGGCAGGUCUUCCCUUACACAACACCAGCAGCAACAAUUUUUCACAUUGCUGCUAACCAAUACAACAGCAUUACAAGGCCACUGCAGCUUUUCUGAGUACACACUGUGCAGAAAGCUGAGCAAGAACAGUCUAUAAACCAAAAAAUGAAAAGCAAAAAUAUCAGAAUUACAUAAGGAUAUCAGCUAAAAUAUCCAUGUUUAGUUAGUUAAUUACUCUCCACGGACAACAGAAAGUUGAAAGUCAUCUUUUAUUGCACAAUAAAAGAUCACACAUACCAUGUUUUGACUCAUGAGAUUGGUCCACAUGGGAAUACAGAGUUAUACUUACAAAGAAAAAAAAAGAAGAAAAUAAAAGAUAAAAACCCCACCACAUAACUUAUUUAUUAAUGACCGGGUUUCUGACUUCAGGAUCAGCCAGUGAAUCACAGCCUGGUGAAUUACGUUGCACUUGGUUCAAUGCUUGGAGAGGGCCUGCGAACAGUCAAAUAUUCAACUUGCCCCGCGCGUUCUGGAGGGCAGUUUCACAGACAUGAACUGGACAAAGGUGGUGAAGUUUUUAGAUCCAGUCUAAAGAUUUAUUUUACAGUUGCCUUUCACCAUUUGUCAUCAUUAUACCUAAACUGCAGUUAUGCUAUUUUUAAAUCUCAUGGUCGCUUCAAACUUUAAAUGACACUUUCCCUUCGCUAAGACGGUGCAACGAGCUAAAAGCAAAUUCAAGAAAAACAUGGCUGUUAAUUCAAAGAUAAAUUACGAUUAGGUGUUCCUGUCACUUUCGAUAUAAACCCAUGUUGA